Messenger RNA from Aspergillus melleus, 1023 nucleotides. Its product is annotated as alpha/beta hydrolase. The coding region runs from base 1 to 1023 and encodes 340 amino acids. The transcript has a single exon. Gene Ontology annotation, molecular function: hydrolase activity. The record is from RefSeq and is a predicted model, not a curated record. NCBI's taxonomy places the organism in Eukaryota, Fungi, Ascomycota, Eurotiomycetes, Eurotiales, Aspergillaceae.
AUGGUCGCCUCCCCUUCCCCUCGGUGGUGGCUGUUGGUCCAGGCCGUCUUCUGGCGCUGCUGCAUGCGCCUCGGCAUGUUCAUCCAUGACUUCGCGCCCCCUCGGCCUCCGCGUCGUUCCUUCAUCCGAACCAUUCCGACGGACGAUUCGCACGUUGACCUCUACUUCUACUGUCCGCCCGAUUACCACCAGGGUCGGAAGGAGGGUCGCCGGUGGCCCGUUGUGCUGAAUUUCCACGGUGGGGGCUUCACGCUGGGUUGUGCCACCGAUGACGGUCGCUGGUGCCGGUCCGUGUUGGACGAAGUGGGCGCCGUUGUCGUUAGCGUCGGAUAUCGUCGAGCGCCCGAGCAUCCGUUCCCGGCGGCGGUUGAUGACGGAGUCCGGGCCUUGGAGUAUCUGGCCUCCAACGCGCCGGAAUUGGGCCUCGACGUCUCCCGCAUCGUGCUGAGUGGCUUUUCGGCGGGAGGGAAUUUGGCCGUCACCGUGCCCUUGCGGCUGCGCAGUCUGAUGUCGCAGGCAAUCGUCAACCAUGGAGUAGACCGAAUCGAGUCGACCGACCAGCUUGUCAACUCCUCCGCCAGCGACAUCAACAUCGUCGGCCUGUUCUGUUGGUACCCCAUUCUAGACUUCGAGGAAUCUCGCGACCAUCGCCGCGCCAUGAGCAUCAACCCCAACAAGACCCUUCCGGCCUUCUUCACCGAUCUCUUCGACGAGGCCUAUCUUCCCGACCACGCCGACCGCCGUUCGCCCUAUGCGUCACCCGUGCGAGCCGGAGACGAGAUGCUGGCUGAAUCCCUGCCGCAUGACAUCUUCCUAUACAUCUGCGAGUGGGACAUGCUGUUAAAAGAAGGUCAGCACUUUGUGCGCCGGCUGCAGGGGAUCAACAAACACGUGCGCGCCAUGAUGAUCGAGAAGGUGCCGCAUGCCUGGGACAAGUCGCCGAACCCCUUCCGCGAUCAAGAUCGGGUCGACAUUCUCUACCGCGAUGCUUGUGCGGACAUGAAGGCCAUCUUUGAUGCCUAG